Acanthosepion pharaonis is the source of this 1455-nucleotide messenger RNA. NCBI's taxonomy places the organism in Eukaryota, Metazoa, Mollusca, Cephalopoda, Sepiida, Sepiidae. The record is from the annotation of a GenBank genome assembly.
AUGCAUUCUCUUCUGUGUUCUCCUCUCUCAUCUCAUCUCUCCCUCUCUCUCUCUCUCUUUCUCUCUUUCUCUUUCCCUCUCUCUCUCUGCUUAGUAAGGUGCAAAAAAAAAUCAACUUCAGACAUUUCGGAUUCUUCCACUUUCUUUUCCCCAUCCCUCUCAUCCAGACUUUAUUUUAUACUCUUAUGCUUCUUUGAAAUAUUUUACAAAGGCAGCGAUCAACUGAUUUCCUGGGGCCCGACUCUAAAUUUUACUAUCUUCCACCCCCCAACUCCGCAGCUGCACGAUCUAUGCGUGUCACAGAUUUGUUACUCUCGACAGCCGGUUGUGUCACUCCCACGGUUUUUAAUGUCCAUGGUGACAUCAUUUAGCCCCAAUUUUCGUAAUGAUCUUCCUUUACCCUCUCUACUCUCUCUCUCUCUCUCUACUCUAUCUCUUAUUAUUCUGUUCUUCUCUUUUCCUUCCCUCUUUCCCUUCUCAUAUUUCUUAUACCAACUAUUCCUUCUUUUGCUUUUUUUUUCUGUUUUUUUUUCUCUCUUUGUCCUCUUUUUUCUCUGUGUCUUUUCUUUGUUUCUUUUUUUUUCUUUUUGUUCUAUUUUCUUUGUCUUCUUUUUUCUUUUUCGUCUUUGUCUUCUUUUUUCUUUUUCGUCUUUGUCUUCUUUUUUUCUUUUUCGUCUUUGUCUUCUUUUUUUCUUUUUCGUCUUUGUCUUCUUUUUUUCUUUGUCGUCUUUGUCUUCUUUUUUUUCUUUUUCGUCUUUGUCUUCUUUUUUCUUUUUCGUCUUUGUCUUCUUUUUUCUUUUUCGUCUUUGUCUUUUUUUGUCGUCUUUUUUUUUCUUUUUCGUCUUUGUCUUCUUUUUUUUCUUUUUCGUCUUUGUCUUCUUUUUCGUCUUUGUCUUCUUUUUUUUCUUUUUCGUCUUUGUCUUCUUUUUUUCUUUUUUCGUCUUUGUCUUCUUUUUUUUCUUUUUCGUCUUUGUCUUCUUUUUUUUCUUUUUCGUCUUUGUCUUCUUUUUUUUCUUUUUCGUCUUUGUCUUCUUUUUUUUCUUUUUCGUCUUUGUCUUCUUUUUUUUCUUUUUCGUCUUUGUCGUCUUUUUUCUCUGUGUCUUUUUGUUUCUUUUUUUUCUUUUUGUUCUAUUUUCUUUGUCUUCUUUUUUCUUUGUCGUCUUUGUCUUCUUUUUUUCUUUGUCGUCUUUGUCUUCUUUUUUUUCUUUGUCGUCUUUGUCUUUCUUUUUUUCUUUGUCGUCUUUGUCUUUUUUCUUUUUUUUCUUUGUCGUCUUUGUGUUCUUUUUUUGUCGUCUUCUUUUUUUUCUUUUUCGUCUUUGUCUUCUUUUUUUUCUUUUUCGUCUUUGUCUUCUUUUUUUUCUUUUUCGUCAUUUCUUUGUCUUUCUUUGUUUUUCUUUGUCUUUCCUCCUCCUUUUAUUUUUCUUCUUUCACUUUUUCCUUUUCCCCCACAAUUAA